This is a messenger RNA of Tuber melanosporum (Perigord truffle), 1803 nucleotides long. RefSeq lists its product as uncharacterized. The record is from RefSeq and is a predicted model, not a curated record. The annotation marks the transcript as partial. The transcript has a single exon. Lineage: Eukaryota; Fungi; Ascomycota; Pezizomycetes; Pezizales; Tuberaceae.
AUCCACCACUUUACAUGUCGUUCAUUGAGCAUUGGGUCGUGGCGUCGAGUUGGGCAGAACGCGAUGGACUUGGUUAUAUUCUAUUCGCCAGAGAAGGCUUGUAUCACCUACUACAUCAACAAUGACUCGGCCGGCUAUAAGAUUGAGUAUCCAUUCGCAUACAUCAAGAAUAUCGAAAUUGAGGGCUUAGAUUCUCCGGUCACGCCCCACGGAGCACAGAAGCAGGGACAGCUUGUUAUCACCUUGACCCAACCACCCAACUUUUUCAUGGACUCGUCCGGAUCUGGAUCUGGAUCUGGCGGGUUUUACCAGUGUGGUGACUUUACUGAGGACCAACAGGCUUCCCAAGUCUUGACCCAUCAACUUGGCGGGCACCCAAAGAUUCUCCAAAGUCAACUUACGAAGUUGAUGACCUUGGAUGUAUUUGCGAACAGACACCUUCACGCCCAAUCACAUUUGCAGCAGUUUUAUGACAACCCGACCUUUUCGGUUUCCGCUCCUGUAUCGCCCCAAAUUGUGCGGCCUGCCUCAUCUAACGAUGUUGACAAUCAUCCUGGUUACCCACAGGACCCUGCCCCUGGGCACAACUUUCAUCAGAAGCACAGGCGUACUAGGAGCCGCUCUGUUCCGCUUGCGAUUGACUUCUCUCAACUCCAGCAGAAUAUGCCAUCAUUUUCAUUCCAGGAUGCUCAAGACCAUCUUUAUGCUCCCGCCCCUCAGCAUCCUCACGCACUUGUCAACUCGGGGCUCCCGAAUCCUCUCCGCAUUGAUACGUCUUCUUCCGGAUUCCUUGACUACAGGCCCGGAUCGGCGUACCCCCUGUCGGCCGCUACCACAACCUCUCCUUCAGAUUAUGCCAGCCCCUCGAUGAUCAACUCUUCGCUGCAGCAUGAUUUGAACAACAAUGCUGGUUAUAGUACCCCAUACAGCUUGCCUUUCCUUUCGCCUCUGGUCGACCCAACCAACACCGUUGGUACUUCUGUUUCUCCCAUUUCGAUGGGUCAUGGUGACCCGGUGAUCGCCAGCACCUCACCCCCUUUGUCCCAUCUGCACCGAUCCACAAGCUCCGAAUUGUUCCCCGAGUCAUAUGAUCAACAAAAUCCUCUUUCGGACGAUGGUGUUGGAUUGAGUGAGUUGUACUCAAAACAGUCCCUGGCUCUAUCAGGCCACUCCCCGUCAGUGGAGGAUCAGGACGAUGUGGAUAUGCAGCAAAUGAUGCACUUUUCGUUAGCGCAAGGUGUUCCACCGGCAGCGGAUGGAAUGUGAUUGGCCCAACAAGGCCGUUGGAACACCGCCCGCAUCUCUGGAUACCUAUAGAUCCUUUUGGUAUGGCGAGUUAAUAUUCCUUCUUUCCACUGUCUUUCGUCCUUCCCCUUUCAUUCGCAUUUGGUUUUCCUUUUCUACUUUUCCUUUGUUUAUCCUUGCUUUUGUCAUUAUUUUGCAUUUUGCGUUGCCUUUCGGUUGUUCUGUAUGGCUAUUGCGGUGAUUGGGGGUUCUUUUUUGCUCUGGGCAUGAUUUGAGUGCUGGCUACUCAUCACUGUGUGGGGUUUGUUGGUUUUUCAUUUCCAUAAAAUUAUUUUUUUCCAUUUAACGGUUUCAUUAGGCAGAAAGGACUUUUCUAUCGAGCUGGAUUGGGUGGCUGCGGGGGGGUAGGUGGUUCAUGGCUUUCGUAUGCUUGGUUGUAAUAGUAAGCCCAGUACUGGUAAAACUUUGGACCUUAGGGAGGCGUUCAAUUGGCAGGACAAAUGGGGAUGGUAGGAUAUCCCACCAAAAUAUUAUUCCCUACACUAUUUAUACACAAAA